This is a messenger RNA of Camelus dromedarius (Arabian camel), 6276 nucleotides long. RefSeq names its product fibrillarin like 1 (gene FBLL1). The coding region runs from base 5198 to 6166 and encodes 322 amino acids. Gene Ontology annotation, biological process: box C/D sno(s)RNA 3'-end processing; rRNA methylation. The transcript has a single exon. Gene Ontology annotation, molecular function: RNA binding; rRNA methyltransferase activity; histone H2AQ104 methyltransferase activity. The record is from RefSeq and is a predicted model, not a curated record. Gene Ontology annotation, cellular component: Cajal body; nucleolus; box C/D methylation guide snoRNP complex. Lineage: Eukaryota; Metazoa; Chordata; Mammalia; Artiodactyla; Camelidae.
CCAUUUAUUCUGGAAAAACAGAUGCUUAAUAAACAUGACUGGUAUUGCACCAUGCUAUUUCUGAGGGUCUCCGGCCUCAAAGGAGCCUUAGAGAAGGGAGUCUUAACUAAGACUUGUCUGGAAAAACUCCUUUAAAAAUGAGAUGGAAUUGAGACAUUCUUAAUAAACAAAAACAGAGAGCAGACCUUCCCUACAAGAAAUGCUAAAGAGUUGAAAUGUAAGGACACUAGGCAGUAACUCAGAUCCACACAAGGAGAUAAAGAAUGCCAGUAAGUGUAAGAGUCAAUGUUAAUGUAUGUUUUGUUUGUAACUGCUUUUUUCUUACAUGAUUUAUAAGACCGCUGCAUAAAACAGUAACCAUAAGUACAUGGUUCCACUUACAGGAAGUGCUCAGUGCUAUCUGCGUUGAUAGGCACACAUGUAUAUGUGACAAAAACAACAGGGAGUGGGGACAGCAAUUUUUUCAUUGUAAAAUAUGUAUAACAUAUGAUUUACCAUCUUAACUAGUUUCAAGUGUAGGGUUCAGUGGUAUUAAAUACAUGUAUAAUGUUGUACUGCUGUCACCACUCUCCAUCUCCAGAACUGGUUUUCAUCUUGUAAAACUGGAACUCUAUACCUAUUAAUCAAAAACUCCCCAUUCCCUCCUGCCCCCAAGACCCUGCAGCCACAGUUCUGGUUUCUGACUCAGUGAGUCGGACUACUCUGAGCACUUCAUGUAAGUGGAGCCAUGUGCUUAACGUCUUUUUGUGACUGGCUUGUUUCACUUAAUAUAAUGUCCUCAAGGUUCAUCCAUGCUGUAGCAUAUGUCAUACUGCCUUCUUUUUUUUUUUUUUUAAUAACUCCUAUUGAUUUUGCACAUUUUAAUUCUUUGGGUGGGGUAGUGGUAAUUAGGUUUAUUUAUUUUGUAAUGGAGGUACUGGGGAUUGAACCCAGGACCUUGUACAUGCUAAGCCUGCACUCUAGCACUAAGCUGUACCCUCCCCCCAUACUUUUUUGGGUUGAAUAAUAUUCCCAUGGUAUGUAUAUGUCGUAUUUUGCUGACCCAUUUAUCCAUGGAUGGACAUGUGGCUAUUGUGAAUAAUGCUGUGAUCAUGCAUAUACAGUUUUCUCCAGGGCCCUGCUUUCAGUUCUUUGGGGUAUGUACCCAGAGGCAGAAUAGCCAGACCAAAAGGUGAUUCUGUCUUUCAAGGGGCUGCCAUGUUUCCCACAGAAGCAGUACCAUUUUACAUUCCCACCAGUAGUACAAAGGGUUGCAGUUUCUCCAUACUUGUCAAUGCUUUGUUUUUUAAUUGUAGCCACCCCACUGGGUGUGAGGUGGUAUCUCAGUUUUGACUUUUAUUUCCCUAGUUAGUUACCAUUUUGAAGGCAGAAGGAAGGAAAUAAUAAAGACUAGAGUGGAGAUGAGUGAAAUAAAGAAUAGGAUAACAAUAGAGAAAAUGAAGCCAAAAUUUGGUUCUUUGAAAAUAUCGAUAAAAUUGAUAAACAUUUAUAGCUAGGCUGACAGGAAAAAGAGCUCAGAUUACUAAAACAAGAAAUGAAACUGGGUAUUACUACUAACCUUAUAGACUAAAAUGUAUCAUAAGAGAAUGGAAGACCGUGUACAAUUGCAUGCCAAAAAAUUAGGCAGGGAUGAAAUAGAAAAACUCCUAGAAACACACAAACUACCACAACUGACUCAAGAAGAAGUGGAAAAUCUGAAUAGGCCUGGAACAAGAGACUGAAUCAAUUCUACUAAAAACCUCCAGCAAAGAAACUGCCAAAGCCAGAUGGUGUCUCUGAAUUCUACCAAACCUUUAAAGAAGAAUUAACACCAAUUCUCAAAGUCUUCCAGACGGAAUUACUGCCUGAUUCAUCCUAGGAAGCCAGUAUUACCCUGAUACUAAAAUAAAGAUAUCACAAAGUAAGUACAGAUCAAUAUCCCUUAUGAAUAUAGAUGAAAAAGAAAAAAAUUUCUAAGUGUCAGCAAAUCAAAUUUAGCAGAAUAUUAAAAGAAUUCUAUAUCAUGAGCAAAUGUUUGUCCACAAAAUGUAAGGAUGGCUUAACAUUUGAAAAUAAAGUAAUACAUCCUAUUAAUCAUUUGAAGGGGUUGGGGAAACCCUACAUGAGCAUCUCAAUAGAUCAGGAGCAAGAUAGGGAAGUCAGCUUUGGUCUGUUCAGCGUGCUACUGGAAGCUUUAGCCAGGUCAGUUAUACAAAAGACAUUCAGCUUAGCUCUUCACAGAUUACUUGAUUAUAUAUAUAUUUUUUAAAACCCUAAAGAAUACACAUACACACACACACACACACAAAACUAACAGCUUGUGAAAGCAAGGUUUCAGGACAUGACAUCAAUGCACAAAAGUUAGUUGUAUUCCUGUUCUUGCAAUGAACCAUGCAAAAAGUAAGAAAACAAAUCCAUUUAUGAUGGCAUCAAAAAGAGUAAAAUAUUUAGGAAUACAUACAGCCAAGGAAGUAUAAGACUUGUACACUGAAAACUACAAAAUACUGUUGGAAGAAGUUUUUAAAACACCUAAAUAAAUGGAAUGACAUUUCAUAUUCAUAGUUUCAAAGACUUAACAUUGUUAUGAUGGCAGUACUUCCCAAAUUAAUCUAGAUUGAGCCUAUUCUUGAUCAGAAGAAUCCUAACUGACUCCUUUGUAGAACUUAACAAGCUGAUCCUGAAAUUCAUAUGGAAUUGCAAGAAACCCUAAUUAGACAAAACCUUGAAAAAGAACAGAGGACUCAAAAUUUCCCAAUUUCAAAACAAUACAAAUUGAAAAUAAUCAAAACAAUGUGAAACUGGAUUAAGGACAGAUAGAUCAAUGGAAUAGAAUUGAGUUCAGAAAUAAACCCAUAGUCUAUGGUCUACUGACCUUCAACAAGGGUAGUAAGACCAUGCAAUGGAGUAAAGUCUUUUCAACAAAUGGUGUUGGAAUAACUAUAAACCAAGUACAAAAGAAUGACUUUGGACCCCCUACCUGACAUCGUAUACCAAAAAUAACUCCAAAUGGAUCAAAGACCAAAAUCUAAGGAGCUGAAACUACAGAACUUUGAAGGAAACAUAGAUGUAAAUCUUUAUGACUGAAGAUUAGGCAAUGGUUUCUUAAACAAUAAAAGAAAAAUAAUUUUGGACUAAAUCAAAAUGUCUAAACUCGUGCAUCAAAGGAACACUGUCAAAAAGUCAAAAGACAAAUCACAUAAUGGGAGAAAUAUGUACAAAGCAUAAUCUGAUGAAUGUAUUGUCUAGAAUAUAAAGAUCUCACAUUACAUUAUGUAUUCUCUUACAGAAUACAUAAAUAACCAAAAUACAAACAAUCCAAUUUUCAAAUGGGCAUAAUACUUGAAUUUUUUGAAAUAGGAUAUAUAAAUGACUAAUAACACUUGAAAACAUACUCAGCAUCAUUUGCAUCAUUAGGCAAAUGCAAACAGCAAUGACACGUUUUCACAGCUUCCACUGGGAUUGGCUAUAUAUAUUUUUUAGUCUUAAAAAAAAAACCCAAAAUAAUUAGUGUUAGUAGGGAUUAGAGAAAUUGAAACCCUCAUACACUGCUGGUGGGAAUGCAGAAUGGUCCAGCUGCUGUGGAGGACAGAUGGUCUGGUUACAACAACCUGCACCAUCUCCCCCGGCUCUUGGUUGACCCCAAAGCCAGCCCUGGAAGCGUUAACAACCCCAGUUGGUGUUGCUGUCCGUGGUCCUCACAGAACGUGCAAGCCUGCGCUUGCCACCUGUUUUGCUGUCCGUGGUGCUACCGAAUGGUUCUUUUUUAAUGAUCAAGAAAAUGCUGCAUAUUGAAAGAGCAGAUUUCUGAAACACAGACUAGAAUACAGUAAUAAACAUGAGAUUUUGGCUUUUGCCGACGUGUGUUAGGGCUCUGGCCUAUGUGUCCCAUUCACACUGAAGAAUCAAUAUUUUCUAGCUGCCCAGUGUUCCCAGAACAAGUUCUGGGAUUUAGCACAGUUGAUGGAAAAGAAGAGCUAGGCAGAUAGCAACCAGGGCUGCGGAUUGCAGGCUAUUAACCACAUCAGAGGAGCCACUGUCCUUUGGCAAUCCCUGGCUUGGAAUUUCCUCUUUUUGACUUCCUAUACGCAGUCUAGCAGAAAGUCCUGUGGAUUCUGUCUUCUAAAAACUCCUAGGUCAGUCUCCUUCAUCUCACCUCUGCCAAGACUCCAUGUUAAUGCUGAUCAUCACCUCUGCUUCCAUCACCACUCUCUGUCUUCUCCUUCUAAUGACUAUUUCUUGCUGGGAUCAUCCCUUUGGGAUGAAAUCUUCAAAGUGGAAUACCUAAGUGGAAGUAUAGGUACCUUGUUUAAGGGUUUGUCAGAAUAUCUGUACCAAGGUGCAUUUCCAUCAACUUUGUAAAGGAGGGCCAGGGCCACUUUCAGGUGGCAAAAGCUCUGACAGCAGUACGCUUCAAUGAAAAGUUGACCAAAAGAAAUACAUUAAAAAGAACAAAACAAAACAGAAAAGCUAAUGCUUGUAGAAUACUUAGCAUGCACCAGGACUGGGGCAAGUGUAUGUGGUGCUCCAGAACAAAGCUUUUAUAGUUUUCAAAGCUUUGGGUUUUAUAGAUGGGAUAGUGAGACCCAGAUAGGUCAAGAAACUUGCCCAAGUUCAGACAGGACCCCCAGAGAAGGUCAGGUAAGCUUCCUGAGACCACACAGCAAGCAAGUGGCACAGCAAGGACUGAAGAUGAUGCUCGCCUCGCCUUCUCUUGCCAAGGAGACUCCCCCUUCCCUGAGUCUCAGAAGUGCCAGGGGUCUCUGAGAGAGCAGAUGAUGCGGAAAGGGGAGGCGGGAGCAUUACACGGGAGCAGGCUGUGUCUGCAGGCAGGCUGGGAAGGGGGGCUUCCGGGACUGCAGGGUCGCCAUAGCGGGUGUGAUGCAAUCACGCCCGUCGCUGCGUCAAAGGGCGGCUCCGGGGAUGCGGGAACUGCAGUAGAGCUGGUCCCCACCGCCGCCCAUCUCUCUCCCUCCGCCCGCGUGGCUAACCCAGCAGGCAACUGCUGCCGCCCACCUUCGUCCAGCCUCAGGACCACGGCCCGGAGGCACCAGCGACACCUGAUCACCUCUCCCAGCCACCAGCGACCCCUGACAACCGCCCCCAGGUACCGGCGGCCCCUGACAACGGCUGGGAGCCACCGGUAACCCCUGACAACCUCCCCACGCCACCAGUAAUCCCUGACAGCCGCCGCCAACCACCUGGGCGCCCAGGGCGCGCCAUGAAGUCGGCGGGCUCGCGCGGGGGCGGGGCGGGCGGCCGCGGGGGCGGCGGUCGCGGCGGAGGAGGCAAGGGAGCAGGAGGCAAUAGCGGCGGGGCGGGGGGCAAGGGCAGAUUCGGGGGGCGGGCACGCAGCUUCGGCGGCGGCCGGGGCCGGGGGCGCGGCGGCGGGGAUGGCAGGGACCGCGGGGGCGGCGGACAGCGGCGCGGCGGGGUGGCCAAGAGCAAGAACCGCCGCAGGAAGGGCGCCAACUUGGUGUCGGUGGAACCGCACCGGCACGAGGGCGUCUUCAUCUAUCGCGGGGCGGAGGACGCGCUGGUGACGCUGAACAUGGUGCCCGGCCAGUCGGUGUACGGCGAGCGCCGGGUCACGGUGACCGAGGGCGGCGUGAAACAGGAAUACCGCACGUGGAACCCCUUCCGCUCCAAGCUGGCCGCUGCCAUCCUGGGCGGGGUCGACCAGAUUCACAUCAAGCCGAAGUCCAAAGUGCUGUACCUGGGCGCUGCCUCGGGGACCACCGUGUCCCACGUCUCCGACAUCAUCGGUCCCGAUGGCCUGGUCUACGCAGUCGAGUUCUCCCACCGUGCCGGCCGCGAUUUGGUCAACGUGGCCAAGAAGCGAACCAACAUCAUCCCGGUCCUCGAAGAUGCCCGGCACCCGCUGAAGUACCGCAUGCUCAUCGGGAUGGUGGACGUGAUCUUCGCCGACGUGGCCCAGCCCGACCAGUCCCGCAUCGUGGCUCUGAACGCCCACACCUUCCUGCGUAACGGGGGCCACUUCCUCAUCUCCAUCAAGGCCAACUGCAUCGACUCCACCGCAUCUGCCGAGGCGGUGUUUGCUUCCGAGGUGAGGAAGUUGCAGCAGGAGAACUUAAAGCCCCAGGAGCAGCUGACCCUGGAGCCCUAUGAGAGGGACCACGCUGUGGUUGUCGGGGUCUACCGGCCCCUUCCGAAGAGCGGCGGCAAGUAGCAACCCAGCUUGGGCUGUCCCUGAGAUCUCCCCGAGGCUGCGCUGUGUUCAGUGUUACUAUGUAUAUGUUUUCAUUGCGUGUUGUUUUUCUAUUAAACGGUGUAAAGAAA